GGGGUGUCUCAAAAUGAUGUUCUCGAUCUGGAUCAUAAAAAGACUGACAUACGCAAACUAAGAAUGAUAAUUGUUAUUUUUAAAAUAUUGCUUCUCUUUGGAUCUACAUAUGCACAGGUUAAUGAAAUACUACGAGAAGGAUGCGGAUAUGACAUACUUUGGGUCUUUGAUACCUCGUGUAGUAUUAGCGAAGCCAAUAAGAAUAUUGUAAAGGAGUUUAUUAAGGAGGUUGCAGACAACUUCAAAUAUGGCACAGAUCCUGACCAAACGCUCAUGAGUGUGUUGACGUACGACAGAGGCUUCGAACAUCAGUUUUUCUUCAAGGAUGCAUUAACAGACUCAAAAUUCAAGGAACGUGCGGAAGAGAUAGACCUUCAGUAUGUUGCAUGUAAGACGCACACUUGGAAAGCACUGAAACAGGCCAGGCGGUACUUUACUCCCGAGAACGGUGGACGCAUGCGAUCCACCGAUGUUAUAAUUCUCAUAACGGAUGGUGUUACUUUGCCUAGGUCCAAGGCCAAAAAGACAAUAAGAGAGGCUAAAAAAUUAAGGCAAAGUGGGUUUGAGAUAUUCGUUUUUGCCUUGCCAAACCAGUUUGGGCAUAGUGGAUUAGAGGAGUUGAAACUUCUGGCCAGUGAUAGUGUUGAAAAACGACUCUUUACACCAAAUAGUUUUGCCGAACUUCCGGAUUUUGUAAAGCAACUGAAGAGAAGCAUAUGUAAUGUGGAUGUCCUUGAAGAAUCAUCUCGAGUUUUUCAAGCUGGAGAAAGUGUUUUCACAUCCCUUUUAUGUCCAAAUGGAUUCUAUAAUGAAACAAACAAGGAGUCUUGUCAAAUUCCACGGUCUGGGUGUGAUGUCAGGAACAAAAGGUGCUGCGGAUGUGGACUGGCAUUUGCACAACCGGACAAUGGAAAAACGCCAAUGUGGCCAUCCACUAUCCUGCGAUUAAACAGUCCUGGCAAGAAAUGUAUCUGUGAAAGCUGUCUGAUUGGUGACUGCAUACCACCGAAUUUACGGAAGAUGUGGACAAAAGAACGGAGGCGUUGGAUGAAAUCACAAAAGAACAAGGUCUAAUUUUACGACGUCAUCAAUAACAAGUUGAAUAUUUUUGGAUUAUAACUCAUGACAUCACACUGUUCUAUAUAAUACAAAAUUGACAUUUGCUGAAAUAAAAUGGCCAUAAAAAGGAACAUCAUUCUUAAGGAUAUUUAUCACAUAGACGAACCAUGUCUAGAAUACCAAAAUAUAAGGAUUUUAAAUGUUUUAAAGAUAUAUUUUAUGUCACUUAAAUAAUGGGUAAAAUAACAAUUAUUAAUUAAAUAUUCUACAAUGAAGAAAUAUAUGAAAGAA
Messenger RNA from Owenia fusiformis, 1350 nucleotides. NCBI's taxonomy places the organism in Eukaryota, Metazoa, Annelida, Polychaeta, Sabellida, Oweniidae. The record is from the annotation of a GenBank genome assembly.